AUGGCUGUUUGUUUCAUAAAGGAAACUACUCACAAAAUUGCUGAAAACUCUUCGACAACCCACGACCGGUUUCGUCCUUCUUGGGGUUCAUCAGUGAGCUACCCACCUGCCGCUCCAGAACUUUUGAAAAUGCCGGUUUUUGACGCAAUCAGUGUAUCGCUUUUCAUUCAGCCGGGUUGCCAUUACCAUACACUGCUUGACUAG
Messenger RNA from Opisthorchis viverrini, 204 nucleotides. RefSeq lists its product as hypothetical. The coding region runs from base 1 to 204 and encodes 67 amino acids. Lineage: Eukaryota; Metazoa; Platyhelminthes; Trematoda; Opisthorchiida; Opisthorchiidae. The transcript is spliced from 2 exons. The record is from RefSeq and is a predicted model, not a curated record.